ACACAUCGCGGGUGAGGCUUGUGACGAGCGCUGGUGUCUCUGCGAUCGAUUGAGGAUGCCUUGGCAGAGCCGUGAACCUCCCCAUUGAUUGAUCUCCACACUCCCCGCUGACCAGAGAAAACACUCGAUAGCGAAGACGAGAGGGGCUUUAAACCUGAUAAAUACUGCCCUCGUUACUUGACGGGGAAGGUCGGGGAGGUAAUCUGCUACUUCAAUUGUCUAACGACCAAACCUAACAUGGAUACAGCGCGACGUUAGCUAGCUCGUAAUGUCGGCACUGUUGGACUUGUUUUCCCCUCUAGACUCCGCUUCCUGUUAGCUUUGAGCUAGCUGCUGAUGCUAAUGAACGAGCAGGUAUAGUCAGACCUGAGGGGUCCUCCACUGUGUCACUCCACAUGUCGCAAUUCAGAGGGGCUUUAAUCACAAAUAUGUGCUGGUAAUAACUCAUAACUGGCCAGCUUGCAGGGCUGCAGGUUUCCUUUAGUUUGCUAACAGAAAGCCAUCUUGUGUUGAGGGUUUAAGUCUUCAACUUAACCAGCGACAGUGAUAACUUGGUUUACGUGAUAAUAUACACGUCGGCAAUGAGCUGGUUUAUGACUUAAAUGUACUUUUAUUUGACUGUGAAAAGACAGUAAAGAUCAGACGCCAAAACUUCCAGAAAAUGUGCAUAUUUCCUUAAUGUUUUGUUAAACUGCAGGCUGAUAUUAUUAUAUUAUUAUUGACAUCUGUAUAUGCUGGUGUGUGAGUGGUGACUUGAGAUAACGUGUGGAUGGAGACGGGGCUCCUGCUUGUCUUCAGGUGUCUCAUCUCGGAUCAAAACAAGCUGUAAAUGCCUCAGAAAACAGGUCGUCAUCAGAGGUAACCAGGCGGACAGAGACAGCAGGGACAGCAGGGAGGCUUGCUGCCUGUUUCUCCCUCCAGCCCCCCGCCAUCAUCACGUCCCUGCACCGCCGCCCUCCGCAGACAUGGACCCCCCGAGGACCAGGUCUCGGUCUCGGUCCGGUUUCUAUCAUUUCGGCAUGAGCGGCAACGUCGGGAGCAACGGAGGAGGAGGAGGAGGAGGAGGAGGCGGCGGCGGCUCCGCGGUCGGUAACGGGAGCAUGAUGAUGAACGCCGGCGGGGGAGCGGUGGGCUACCCGCAGCAGAGCAACCCGGGCUGGGCGCCGCACCGGGGGGGGUCGGGAGCUACCCGGAGACAGCAGCAGCACGCCCAGGGGAGCUACCUGUCCGCGGGGGCGCAGCGCCACUCUGCGCACGGAGCUCACAGACACCCCGGGGCCGGAGGAGUGCUACAUUUUCAUCCAGAUAAUGUGUGCAGCGAGGAUCGGGACAAAAUGGAAGACAGCCCAAGCCCGAAGAGGCAGCGUCUUUCCCAGCAGGCCAUGUUGGAUCUUAACUCCGCCCCUCCCUCUACUCCUUCCUCUCCCAUUCGGCCCUGGGAGUUGCCUCCCAGUCGUAGACCACACCCCCACUACAUGCCAGAGAGAUGCCACACGCCUGUUCGCAACCGACGCAGCCCGCCAAUGAGACGCCAGCGCGGCCGGAGAGACCGUCUGGCCCGCCACCACCACCACUCCCACAACAACCACCACCACUACAACAGCAACAACAACAACAACCACCACCACCACCAUCACCACCCCAACGCCCACCAUCAUCAUCACCACCACCACCUGCACUCCCACCACGGCCCGUCGCCAGGCCACCAGGACGAGAACUACCGUCACCCGGCUCCCCCUCAGGGCUACCCACCCUUCGGCCAGCAACCUCCCCGGGGGCUGGGCCCUGGGCUUGAUGAGCGUCCAGGUCACCAUGUCCCGAAUCCCUCACCUAGGCCACUCCACCAGUCACCGAACCUGUCUCCCAGGCUGAUGCACCCUGCGGCCCAUCCACAGCACCCACACCCCCACCCCCACCCCCACCCCCACCCACACCCAUCCCAGCAGAGCAGUGUGAUGCUGGACCUCCAUGAGCAGGGUGCAGCUCCGGUAUCGUAUUCUGUGUCUCCUCCGGGGGCGCCACCAGGCCUGCCGCCUCGCUCCACUCCUCAGCAGAUCCCAGCAUGCUCAGUAGUCUUCAGUGGACAGCACUAUCCCGUCUGCAGUGUCCCUCCUCCUGUCCUUCAGACUUGUUCUGUGCAGCACUUACCCAUGCCUUACCCGUUCCCAUCAUUGCUGUCCAGUGACCCAGCCUUCCUCCUUCCCCCUCAUCACCUCCCUCACCCCCCAGCACACCUUUCCCACCACCCACCCCACAUGCCACAGCCUGGACAGUUUGGACCCUAUCCGACGCAGCAGGCCAGAUCGCCGUUACAGAGGAUAGAGAAUGACGUGGAGAUUCUUGGAGAACACCUGUCUUUAGGUGCUGGGCUCCACUAUCCUCCGGCCACCCACCCUGCCCUCACACCACACUCCACCCAGCUUCACUUUCUCUCCCAUGAUCCCCUGCCACAAGAAUUCUUCGGAGUGUCCUAUCCAAACUUUAUUCCUCGGCGUCUCCCGGGGCGACGGUACCGAUCACAACAGCCACUGCCACCUUCGCCUUACCACCCCAGCCUCCUGCCUUACUUCCUUUCAAUGCUGCCAGUCCAGCCCACAGGUCCUGCUAUCAGUCUAGAGCUGGAUGUAGACGAUGGAGAAGUUGAAAAUUAUGAGGCCCUGUUAAACCUCGCUGAACGCCUGGGUGAGGCCAAACUCCGAGGACUGACCAAGGGAGACAUCGAACAGCUUCCUUCCUAUCGGUUCAAUCCAAAUAACCAUCAGUCUGAACAAACACUGUGUGUGGUGUGUAUGAGUGAUUUUGAGUCCCGCCAACUGCUGCGAGUCCUGCCCUGCAGCCAUGAGUUCCACGGGAAGUGUGUCGACAAGUGGCUAAGGGCCAACAGGACAUGUCCCAUUUGUCGGGCCGACGCCUCAGAGGUCCAGAGAGACUCAGAGUGACCACAUGAGGGAGCCAGAUGCUCCUGAUUGUCUGUCAAACACAUUCAGCACUACCUGCUCCAGAUAUAUUGAUACACAUGUACGUGCUUUCACACACCCACACAUGCACACACACACACCACUCCUUGUGUUUUCGUGCAGCGAUUUCUGCUUGUUUGUUAUCCUUUCCAUCUUUAUCCCUUCUCCCUUACAUUUGAUCUGAUCAGAUUCCCUCUUCGUUAUUUUACUGUCUGUUCACAUGAAUGCAAGCUCUCACAUCUUUUAGUGAACUUCACCCUGCCUGACCACUAUUCUGGUGUGGUGUGGAUCCGCGUGUGUGUGUACACGUGCGUGCGCGCGUGUGUGUGUGUGUAUACACGUGCAUGCACCACAACUGUGCAAGUGUUGUUAGGUCAGCCCUGUAAUGCCGGGCUGUGGUACAUGUGGGGGUGGGUGUGUAUGUGUGUGUGUAUGUGUGUGUGUGUGUGUGUGAGAGAGAGAGAUAUUUUUCGAUGUCCUGGAGCAUGCCUGAGUUUCUGUUGUGUGUCAGACAAGGGUAACGACAUGGGAGCGUUUUUGCUCUCAUGAGUGACUGACUCUAUUUCCUGUUUGUACGUUCAUGCACUGUCUGUCUGUAUGCAUACUCUGUGUGUAUGUAUGUUUAUAGACUUAAAUCCUUUUCUCUAGUUUGACACUAAGGGUCCAUGCUGCCACUAUAUUUCUCGGUUGCCUAUUUGAUCCAUUUGUUUCAGUAGAUGAUUAUUGUUACUAUUGUUGUUGUUAUUAUUAUUAUUAUUAUUACUCAACCAUUAUAAGCGAUUGUUUUCCUGCCUGGCAGUUACCUCAUCAUUCCGGUUUUGAUCAUCUUUCAUUACAAGCGCUUCACAGCACUACUUUAAAGUUAAGCACAUUAUAUACUUUUCUUUUCCUUUCUUUUCUUAGUAAAAAUAAGUUUGUCUGUGACUUUGCGGUGGCACAUGUGUUACAUAUAUACAUAUAUCUAUAUAUACUGUAUAAAUCUAUGAAUAUCUGUAUACCAAAUAAAAUGCUUGAUAUAAACUUUUUAAACUGAGCAUU
Molecule: messenger RNA, 3995 nt
Organism: Anoplopoma fimbria (sablefish)
Lineage: Eukaryota; Metazoa; Chordata; Actinopteri; Perciformes; Anoplopomatidae
Product: E3 ubiquitin-protein ligase RNF38-like
Exons: 13
Coding region: 966-2939 (657 amino acids)
Source: RefSeq, a predicted model, not a curated record